Messenger RNA from Frankliniella occidentalis (western flower thrips), 848 nucleotides. Its product is annotated as cytochrome c oxidase assembly factor 6 homolog. The record is from RefSeq and is a predicted model, not a curated record. Gene Ontology annotation, biological process: respiratory chain complex IV assembly. Gene Ontology annotation, cellular component: respiratory chain complex IV; mitochondrion. Bases 368 to 622 code for a protein of 84 amino acids. Lineage: Eukaryota; Metazoa; Arthropoda; Insecta; Thysanoptera; Thripidae. The transcript is spliced from 2 exons.
AUGACCGGUCUCUAGUUCAGUGCGCAGGGUGAGCACGAGCCAAGGGGUUGUGGACCGGGCCGGGCAGACUCCGCCCUCCGCCUCCUGUACGCGGAAGCGGCGAUGGCUCUCACUGGGCGGGUGGAAGUGAACUCGGGGUCGUGCGUGAGGAAGUGGUCAUGGAAGUGCUCGUAUUGAACAUGGUGUCGUGUGGACGUAGUUGAGGGGGAGGCGGAAGUUGAACCGGUAGUGACCGGAAGUGGGCAUGGGGUGGCGGAAGUGAAUUCGGGGCCGUAUGCGUGUGGAAGUGAACAUGGUGUCGUGCGUGCGGAAGUAGUCGCGGAGGAACCGGAAGUGAGCGCGGUAGUGACCGGGAGUGUCUUCCAGGAUGGCCGUGCCGGACAAGGAGCGGCGGCAGAAGUGCUGGGACGCUCGGGACGCGUACUGGAAGUGUCUGGACGACGGGAGUGGCGAGCGCGACCAACGUGAGGACGCAUGCAAGCAGCUCAAGCAAUUGCUCAGCGACUCCUGCCCGCCUGUCUGGGUGAAACACUUCGACCGGCGGUACGACUACCUGAAGUACAAAGAGAAGAUAGAGAAGCACGGGUACGAGCAACCGCACGGGGUUAACAGCCAAAUGUAACGCACUAACAACCUGACUGCAGCAGUCUGCAGUCCGCGGCCGUGUUCAGUGAGGUGAUGACAGUCUGAGAACAAUCUGCUCUGCUCGCCUUCGCGAUACCGCUGCUUCUAGUGUGAUGCAAGAACUUUGGGGGGAAUACCAAAAGCAAAGCUGCCAUCAAACUGUGUUGUAAAUUUACUGUAUUGUAUGUUUAGUAGAAUGGAUGUAAUAAACUACGUGUGUUUCA